This is a messenger RNA of Nerophis ophidion (straightnose pipefish), 5533 nucleotides long. It is a transcript of the gene rbfox1l, whose product is annotated as RNA binding fox-1 homolog 1, like. The transcript is spliced from 11 exons. Gene Ontology annotation, biological process: regulation of alternative mRNA splicing, via spliceosome; nervous system development. The record is from RefSeq and is a predicted model, not a curated record. Gene Ontology annotation, cellular component: nucleus; cytoplasm. The coding region runs from base 158 to 1348 and encodes 396 amino acids. Lineage: Eukaryota; Metazoa; Chordata; Actinopteri; Syngnathiformes; Syngnathidae. Gene Ontology annotation, molecular function: mRNA binding.
UUUACUACGCUGAAAGGAGAGCCUGAGCAGGUGUUUGUGUCCGUCAUGGUCAACACUCACUUGGCCUCCACCUGCUGCUGCCGCUUCUUUUAUACUCCCCGGUCUGUGGACUUCUCCUCCAGUUGCUUUCUUCACACGUGCCGAGUGCUUUGUGGCUAUGCUCUCCUCGCCCGCCGUCAUCCUGCAGCCUUAUGGACUUCCUGUCUACCCACAGAGCAGCACAUGUUACCCCGGCAUGGUGCAGGGGGGCCCCACCCAAGAGGCGGGCCCGGGCGGGGCCGACCCCGCCCUGUCUCAGGUAUACGCCCCGCCCCCUUCUUACCCUGUCCCAGGUCAAGGGUCGGCGACUUCUGCGGGGCGGCUGCCGCCUCUGGAGUUUGCUCCCGCUCACCCCGCCUCCGAGUACCCCGAGCGCCCCCAGCUGAGGGUCUACCAGGGCCCCCAGCUCGAGGGGGCGGAGCCACUGAUGUCCAGCGGCACGGACGACGCCCCCGUGACCUCCGACCUCCAAGCCCCGCCCGGCGGCGGCGGCGAGGAGGAGGAGGAGGGGGAGGGGUCGGCCCAGCCCAAGCGCCUGCACGUCUCCAACAUACCUUUCCGCUUCCGGGACCCUGACCUGCGGCAGAUGUUCGGGCAAUUCGGGAAGAUCCUGGACGUGGAGAUCAUCUUCAACGAGAGGGGGUCAAAGGGCUUCGGCUUCGUGACCUUCGAGAGCGCCGGCGAGGCCGACCGGGCCCGGGAGAAACUGAACGGCACCAUCGUGGAAGGGAGGAAGAUCGAGGUGAACAACGCCACAGCGAGGGUGGUCACCAAGAAGCCGCAGACGACGCUGGUGAACGGCGACAUGUCGGGUAAAGACAACCUUGCCUUCUCGACACUCAAAGAAAUAAAAAUGAAAAAGCUGUUCUUGCCCGCAGCUUCCGGCUGGAAGAUCAACCCGGUCAUGGGCGCCAUGUACGCACCCGAACUUUACACGGUGGCCAGCUUCCCCUACCCGAUGGCGGCGCCCGCUCUGGCCUACCGCGGCUCGGCGCUGAGGGGCCGAGGGCGAGCCGUCUACAACGCCAUCCGCUCCGCCGCCGCCACGCCCGCCGCCGUGCCCGCCUACCCCGGAGUGGUGUACCAGGACGGUCUCUAUGGAGCAGAACUAUAUGCCGGUUACCCUGCUGCCUACAGGAUGGCCCAGUCUGCCGCCUCUGCCACUGCAACCUACAGUGAUGGGUACGGCCGUGUGUACGCCGCUGCUGCGGACCCCUACCACCACUCGGUGGGGCCCACCACCACGUACGGCGUCGGCACGGUGGCCAGUUUGUACCGGGGAGGAUACAACCGCUUCACGCCCUACUGAUGACAUCAUCCUCGCCAUCAGCCAAUCACAAUCAAGUUGUACAUAUGGACGCGUUGUCAUGCCAACGACGGUGUAUUAUUUAUGAACACAAUUAGUGUGUGUGUGUGUGCGUGCGUGUGUGUGUGCCUCACCAACUACCUCUCUUCGUCUUCUUGCUGGUGUGUGUGACAUGUGCCACAAAUAAAAGUUGAUCCUGGCUUACUUCCUGAAAGAAAGAAAUACAUUUGUCUUGUUAGUGCCAAACCUUUUUUCCCACACUGAAUUUAUGGAACAGCAAUUGUUUUGCUUUUUGAAUUUUGGGAACUGAUUUUUUUUUUUUUUUAUAGCCAAUGAUGCUGUUGGUUUCAAUGAACUGUGAGCAGAAUGUGUUGAAAAAAAAAAACGUGUUUUUAAAAUUCAGUGUAAAAAAAUGUGUGUUAAUUCACUGGAAGUGGGGCUUCAGUUUUGAAUAUUUCUGUACUGAAAUUUACACACCAGAUUUUUACCCUGUAAAUUUUUACACACUAGAUUUGUACAGCGCUUUGAGUCACUAGAGAAAAGCGCUAUAUAAAUACAAUUAACUUCACUUCACUUACCCACUGAAAUUUUAAAAACUGAAUUUUCACACUAAGUUUUUACACACUGCAUUUUUACACAGUGAAUUUUUACACACUUGUUACACAGUGAAUUUUUACACUAACUUUUUUACAAACUGAAUUUUUACACUAAGUUUUUACACACUGCAUUUUUACACACGGAAUUUGUACAUACUUGUUACACACUAAAUUUUUUACAAACUGAAUUUUUACACACUAAUUUUUUACCUACUGGAUAUUUACACACUGAAUGUGUACACAUUAAAAUUUUACACACUGGUUUUUUUACACAUUGAAUUUUUACACAAAAUUUUUAAACAUAUUUUUUUACACACUUCAUUUUUACACAUUGGGUUUUUACACACUAGUUUUGUAAAACGCUUUGAGUCACUAAAGAAAAGCGCUAUAUAACUAUAAAUCACUUCACUUCACUUAUACACUGAAUUUUUACAACAAGUUUUUUUUACACACUGAAUUUUUACGCACUUGUUUCUUACACACUGCAUUUUUACACUCUGGAUUUUUACACACUAAUUUUCACAUACUGGGUUUUUACACACUAGAUUUGUAAAACGCUUUGAGUCACUAGAGAAAAGCGCUAUAUAAAUAUAAUUCACUUCACUUACACACUGAAUUUUUACACUAAGUUUUUACACACUAAUUUUUUACCUACUGGAUAUUUACACACUGAAUGUGUACACACUAAAAUUUUACACACUGAAUUUUAACACACUUGUUUUUUUAUACAUUGAAUUUUUAAACAUAUUUUUUUUACACACUUCAUUUUUACACACUGGGUUUUUACACAAUAGUUUUGUAAAACGCUUUGAGUCACUAAAGAAAAGCGCUAUAUAACUAUAAAUCACUUCACUUACACACUGAAUUUUUACAACAAGUUUUUUUUACACACUGAAUUUUUACGCACUAGUUUCUUACUGCAUUUUUACACUCUGGAUUUUUACACACUAAUUUUCACACACUGGGUUUUUACACACUAGAUUUGUAAAACGCUUUGAGUCACUAAAGAAAAGCGCUAUUUAAAUAUAAUUCACUUCACUUACACAAAUUUUUACACUAAGUUUUUACACACUGAAUUUUUACACACUGGAUUUUUACAAACUGACUUCUUACAAACUAAUUUUUUACACACUGAAUGUGUACACACUAAAAUUUUACACACUGAAUUUUCACACACUUGUUUUUUUAUACAUUGAAUUUUUACACUUGGUUUUUACACACUGAAUGUGUACACACUAAAUUCUUAAACACUGAAUUUUUACACACUAAAUUUAUACAGAUUUUUUUACACACUUAAUUUUCACACACUGGGUUUUUACAGACUGAAUUUCUACACACUGAAUUUCUACACAGAAGUUCUAUAUUUAAAUUUUACAUACUAUUUUUACACACAAUUUUUACACACUGAAAGUGUAUACACUGUAGUUUUACACACUAAAUUGACAUUGAUUUUGUACUCUAAAUUUUGAAACAUAAUUUUGAAAACCGAAUUGUCACACACAGAACUUUUUUUUUUUUUACCCAGCAAUACUACGCUCCAUCUGCCUCACCAAGUUAGCUAGCUGAUGUUUUUGAUGACUUCUUUCUUUAAUUCAACUAAAAUAAUUACUUUGUGUCUUCCCGCGCUUGUGAAAACAAAGUUCGGUCCGUCACAAGCGAUGAGCUAAUGCUAACGCUAGCGGAAGUAGGGUUGACCGUCACUUCCGCUACUCGUAACCUAAAUGUUUCUCUCUUUUUUUUCUUUAUUUCGAAAUAUUUUUUGACACUAAAUUGAUGUUGAUUUGAUUUUUUUCAAACAUUAAACCAUAUUUAUAAUUUACGUGUUUUAAUUUAAUUUCAUUAACCGGAUGUGGGCAACAAAAAUUUAUACCCUGAAUUUAAAAAAACACCGUAUUAAACAGAUUUUGCUCACGGAUUCAAUUCAAUUAAGAUGAAUAUUUUAUUAAAUGAACAUAUAUGAGAAAAUAUGUAAGUAUUGCAUUUUUUUUUUAAUUCAGUGGAAAAAAAAUAAUCAAUCGAUCGCAACUGGACUGUUGGGUUUUUAACAGUUCCUUUAUUAUCCAAAUUCCACUUCCGGUUAAUGAAAUUAGAUUUAAUUCUGUUUGAUUAAAUUUAAUUUCAUUAGGGGUAGGUUGAUUGGCAACACUAAAUUGGCCCUAGUGUGUGAAUGUGAGUGUAAAUGUUGUCUAUCUGUCUUGGCCCUGCGAUAAGAUGGCGACUUGUCCAGGGUGUAAGCCGCCUUCCGCCCGAUUGUAGCUGAGAUAGGCACCAGCACCCCCCGAAACCCCAAAGGGAAUAAGCGGUAGAAAGUGGAUGGAUGGAUGGUAAUUGAAUUGAUUCAAACACAAUAACCGUACUUCCUUGAAUUGCCGCAGGGCAUAUAGUAUGCGCCUGCCUUGAAUUACCGCCGGGUCAAACUCGUGACGUCACGAGUGACAUUUCCCCUGUCAUCAUUUUCAAAAUGGAGGAGGCUGAUUUCAAUAUCAGUCAUUUGAAAUCGCAUAAAGGGAAGAAGAUUAACCUAUUCAGUAGGAUUUAAGGUCCAAGCUUACAUCACACUCAAAUUUUUACUGCAUACCUUUGGUAAGUGCCGGAGUGAGAAGAGGUUUUAAAAUAAUUAGCCCAUGCUUACUUUUACCCCAUGCCUUUGGUAAGCGCAGGAGUUAGAAGAGGUUUUAAAUUAAAUAGCGCCCCGGCGGCAAUUCAAGGAAAUACGGUAAAUCUAAUUUCAUUAACCGGAUGUGGGUUUUGAGAUUGGAAGCAACAAAAAUGUAUACUAUCCAACAAUUUUCUACCGCUUGUCCCUUUUGGGGUCACUGGGGCCUAUCUCAGCUGCAAUUGGUCAGAAGGCGGGGUACACCGUGCACAAGUCGCCCCGCUCUGAAUUAAAUACUUUUUUUUUUAAAAGCACCGUAUUGAACAGAUUUUGUUCACUAAUUCAAUUCAAUUAAGAUGACAAUUUCAUUGAUUUAAAAUAUGUGAGCAAAUGUGUAUUGGGAUUUUUAACUUAAGUGUGUAAAAAAAAAAAUGUAAUCGAUCACAACUGGACUGUCAGUUUUUAAACUGUUACUUUAAAACUCAAACCCCACUUCCGGUUAAUUAAAAUGAGAUUUAAUUCUGCUUGAUUCAAUGACAUGGGAUAGGUUGAUUGGCAACACUAAAUCGGCCCUAGUGUGUGAAUGUGAGUGUGAAUGUUGUCUAUCUGUGUUGGCCCUGCGAUGAGAUAGCGACUUGUCCAGGGUGUACCAUGCCUUCCGCCAGAUUGUAGCUGAGAUAGGCACCAGCGCCCCCCGCGACCCCAAAAGGGAAUAAGCGGUAAAAAAUGGAUGGAUGGAUGAAAUUGUCGGCGUAAGUUAAAAUUAGGUUACAUAAACUAUAUUUUUGUAAUACAUUAAUUAGUGGUUAUAUUCCAACAUCAUCUUCAACGUAAACAUUGUAGCAGAGUGGACCCUCGCUUUAAAAGUUUGAAAAUAAAGCACCUUCCUGUUUUCCUUCACUAACUGCAUGUUUAUUUCCAUUUCAUAAACGCUUCACAGGACAUUUUGCAACCAGGAUGUUUGUAUCGCAGGCGGAAAUAAAGCGUUGUCAUACA